CACAUAGGACCCUCCCAGUGGAGCUACAAAUAGAGAAUAUUAGGGAAAGUGGAAUAUUUUGAUUUAAGAUAAAGUAGAGUUGAGUUCAUCCAAGUAACUGUAUUCUUUGAAAUUUAGACAAAAUGUCCCUGUGCUAGUAUGUAUUUUGUAGCAUGUUCUUUUCAAGUAGUGUUUUUCCUUACUUUGUUAGGUCUUGUGUGCUGUAUGAUAUGUACUGACCAGAUGUGUCUUCUGUAAUCAACUACAAGGUCAGACAGAGAGCUGGAGCCAGCUCCAAAUUAGCAAGAGAUUGACUGUUGUGAAGUUAAUAAUAACAUUAAAAUUAGACCUUGAAAAGUAACAGUGUGCAUAAGAUUUCUGGGAGAAUUUAUACACAUGCAUGUAAGUGGGAAAUAGUCUGUAGCCAGCUUUUGUCUGGCUAUACAUGAUGGAUGGAGAUAACUUCCUCGUGUUGCCCAGGCCUGAUAAAGGAUUCUUGCUUUCUAAAACUCCAAGUCUUAAGAGAGUUUAUUUGCCAGUAUUUUUUGGUAUCAGCAGCACAUGGGAACAUCAGGGAACGUCUGCGGGUAGGGGUGGCAGUAGCGCCUCUGGGGUUCCUGUAAUCCCUGUCAGGUAUGAUCAGGUCUGGCCGGGCCUGUGGCCCAGCUUUAGGAAGUUCCAGCAACAUCAGACUUGUAUCUUUCUUAAGGAUCCGAGAUGCACACUUUGGCUCCAGCAUGAACUGUUUGUGAGUCAAAUGGGAUGAGAGAAUCACUUGUUGGCCACUUCAGUUGCAUUUGGGUGUCAUGUGUAUGGAGUCUGUGUUGCUUCUUACAGCAUUCCGUCGUUAGUCAGGACUGUUGUGCUCACUGAUGGCUGUGUUUAAAUAUGUGUUUGUAUUUAAAAUGACAGCUUUAUAUUUUAGGAUGGCAGGUAGCUGAUUUUUUUCACAUUUGGCCCAGCUGACCCUCUUGAAAUGGGCAUUUUUGGCACGUCUCUUCCAUAGUUUUAUUUGGCACCUCCUUUCAUAGUCUCAAUAGAAAUGGCAGAAACGGCUCCUGAUGCUUCUGAGAAACUGGUUGUCAUCCACUCCAAAGCUCACAAAGAUACCAUUCUAGCUAAUUUUGAAGAACAAAGGAAAAAGGAUUUUCUUUGUGACAUUACUCUAAUAGUGGAGAAUGUACAAUUCAGGGCCCAUAAAGCUUUGCUUGCUGCCAGUAGUGAAUACUUCUCAAUGAUGUUUGUAGAUGAGGGUGAAAUAGGGCAGUCAGUUUACAUGUUGGAGGGAAUGGUUGCAGACACCUUUGGAGCGCUCCUAGAAUUUAUCUACACUGGUUGCCUCCAUGCUAGUGAAAAAAGUACAGAACAAAUUCUGGCUAUUGCACAGCUGCUGAAAGUGAAUGACUUGAUAUGGGCCUGUACGGACUAUCAGGCCAGCCAUAGCCUGAGUAAUGCGUUACCAACUCCACCAAAUAGCGGAGCCUCUGUAGCUGUUACUGCAAGUGACAAGAAAAAUGAAGAUCCACCACCAAAGCGAAAACGAGGGCGACCAAGGAAAAUCAAGAAUGUCCAAGAAGAAAAAUCAGGAGUGACUUCUGCUGAAGAUGGGCAACUCAGAGAGAACAACUCUGUGCAAAAUAAGCAAAAUUCUGUGAAAAAAGACACUGCAGCAGAAGAAACGGUUGUCAGCGAACAGACUCCCGUGAGGAAGGAUGCAGAAGAACCUGAGCCUGCGUGUGGCUCAGAAGCUGCUGUCGAUCUGUCGGCUGAAAAAGAUGAGAAUUACGAUCCCAAAUCUGAAGGAAUACAGUGCGCUCAGAGCCGUUACAGCAAACGUAGAAUAAGGAGAUCAAUCAAACUAAAAGAUUAUAAACUUCUUGGUGAUGAGGAUGAAAAAGGACUAGCAAAGAGAACUGGAGGAAAAAGAAAACGUGCAAGUUCUGAAGCUCGCUGUAAAGACUGUGGCAAAGUGUUCAAAUAUAAUCACUUCUUAGCUAUUCAUCAGCGAAGUCAUACAGGGGAGCGCCCUUUUAAAUGCAGUGAGUGUGGCAAAGGCUUUUCCCAGAAGCAUUCUCUUCAAGUCCAUGAGCGGAUGCACACUGGGGAACGGCCAUACAUGUGCACCGUCUGCAGUAAGGCUCUGACAACAAAACAUUCUCUUCUGGAGCACAUGAGCCUACAUACGGGUCAGAAGGCUUUUACGUGUGAUCAGUGUGGGAAAUAUUUCAGCCAAAAGAGACAGCUCAAGAGCCACUACCGAAUACACACAGGCCGUUCACUGCCGGAAUGUAACCAGUGUCGUCGCAAAUUCAUGGAUGCAGCUCAGUUAAAGAAACAUCUCAGAACACAUACAGGUGAGAAGCCCUUCACUUGUGAAAUUUGUGGCAAAUCAUUUACAGCUAAAAGUUCACUUCAGACUCACAUUAGAAUUCACAGAGGAGAAAAGCCGUAUUCUUGUGGUAUAUGUGGGAAAUCCUUCUCCGAUUCCAGUGCUAAGAGAAGACACUGCAUCUUACACACAGGCAAAAAGCCUUUCUCCUGCCCAGAAUGUAGUUUGCAGUUUGCUCGCCUGGACAACCUGAAGUCUCACUUGAAAAUUCAUAUCAAGGAAAAGCAGUUUCAGGAAGCCAGUGCUGCUCCAAGCAUCAACGUUAAUUCAGAAGUGAGAAACAUUCUUCAGCUGCAGCAGUAUCAGCUUGCUACCGCUGGAGGGCAGGAAAUUCAGCUACUGGUUACAGAUGCAGUACAUAAUAUAAACUUCAUGCCUAGUCAUAAUCAAGGCAUUAGUAUUGUUACUUCAGAAAAUGCCCCAAAUAUAACAACAGAGCAAGCUGCUAACCUCACGCUGCUUGCUCAGCCACAACAGCAGUUGCAAAACUUGCUGCUUUCAGCCCAGCAGGAGCAAGCAGAACAAAUCCAAAGUAUCAAUAUGAUUGCAAACCAAAUAGAGACUGCCCAGCGUGAACAAAUGCAUGUCAUCGCUCUUUCCAAGGAAGCACUAGAACAUCUCCAUGCUCAUCAAGGACAAAAUGAAGAAAUCCACAUAGGAGGAUCCUCACAUCCAGUUCAGCACGUGCAGCUGACUCAGGAAUCAAAUCAACAGUCUCACUCUGGCCAAGAUACAGUUCCUUCCCAUCAAAUCAGUGAAGAACAGAAUCGAAGCAUAUGUGUCUCUGAAUCCCAUCAGCAAUCUUUGUCAGUAAAUGAGUCAUCUCACGAUCAUCCUGUUCAAGGACAGGCUUUCUGAAAUGCUUAUUUGUCAUCAGAGGGCUAGGGUGUAGCAUGCUUCUUAUCCAAGCAGUGAUAACACAUAUCGCACUUUCUUUUCUGCAGCAUAAUCUGUCUGAAGAUGUAUUUCUUGGCUAUUUUGAUGGGUGAUUUUUCAUUUUUUUAAUCUUAUUUAUUUUAGACUUUAUAUUUUUCCAGAUUGGUGUUUCUUUACAACUUAGUCUAUACCUGACGAGCCAUUAAUGUCGGGGCUUGUGCCUCAUAUACAUCCAUACCUACUGAGAAGGUUUGGCCCCGUAUUUGCAUUUCUGUGUGACUCUCCGGAAACAUGUACCUUGCUGGUAGAAGAACUGUGUUUAAGAUGUCUGCUGAUCAAAAAGUAUGACUUCUCUGAUUAAGUCAACAUUACAGGAACUACUGUCAAGCUUAAGGGAACCAGUACUUUUUGCAAAGCUAACACCAUAUGUCUUAUGUAUAAUGUCCUAUAUGCGAUCGUUCCCUGAAGUGCAUUUUGAUUUAUUAACUGCCACGUUGGUUUGGUUUGAUUUGAAAUAGUUCCAGACUUUGACUGGCCCUUUGGUUUACUGUAUGCUGUACAAGUUUUUCUCCUCAGAAAUGAUCAAGGCAUUGCACUUGAAUAGUGGCAAUGAGAUGCAAUGGUUACACUGGGCAACUGAGAAGCCCAGAAUCUACUCUGUUAGUUCUACCACUCACUUUGUGUGUGACUGUGGGCAAGGUAGUUGACCUCAGUGCCUUAUUUCAUCAUCUAGUAAGUGGGGAUAGUGAUCACAUGCUCUGCCAAGCACUUUGAAGAGCUCUUGAUGUUGAAGACACAGUUUAUUGAAGUGCAAAAUUCUCUUCCUGACAAGAUUAAAUCUAAGCUUAGGAGCCAGUAUAUAUUUAAAGUCUUAUUUUUUGUACUUUGGAGAGCAGAAUGUAAUCUUAAUAUAUGGUAAAGCUGGUAAUUAUUUUAGUGGGGGCUUGAACAAUGAAUAGAAUCGCUUCAGAGCAUAAUGGACUAUCUAAGUGGGGCAUAUAGCAUGAAUUUGUACAGGUAUUCUCACUGACUAGAUUAGAUGUGUACAAAUUGUUUUCAGUAACUGACUGCUAACAAAAAAGACUUGGCAUCUUAAUAAAAUGCCAUGCCAGAAUACAUGCUUUGCAUUUUCAAGUUGGCUCGUGGUAACAUCUCACAUACCAUACUAGUGUGAUAAAAUCCAGAUAAAGUGUCACUGGUACUUAAUGUGCUCAAUCAUCGCUUCAGUUUUAAAAUGUCCUACUUGUGGUCUACAUUGGUAUUUUAUGUUUUAACAAAUGAAAAAUGUAAAAAUUAAGGUGAAUUUAAAAGCUAAAGAAAAAAAUCUUUGUAUGUGCUUGGCUUAUGUAACUGCCUAGAGAGUGUCACUGGCAUAAAAGCCCAGUGAGUAGAAUGAUAGAGUAGUUUAAGGUGAAAGGCACUUCCAGAGGGCAUCUGGUCCAUCACCUGCCUCAAAGCAGUUCUAACUAGAUCACGUCACUGUUGUCUGGUUGGUUGAGUUUUGAAUGCUUCCAGGGAUGGAGAUGCACAACCUCUGUAGGCCAGUUCCAGGGUUGGACAAUAUUCAUAGUGGAAAAAAGUUUACUAUAUUGAGUUGGAUUUUCCCAUGUUCCAGUCUGUGUCUACUUCCUCUUGUCCUACUGCUGUGCCUCCAAGAAGUGUCUGGCCCUGUCUUCUCUACACCCUCCCAUCAGGUAGUGGAAGACAACAGUAAGGUCCUCCUAAAGCCUUCACCUUUAAAGGCGUGAGCAAGCCCAGCUUUCUCAGCCUUUUCCAUCUUGUGCUUGAGCUAGUUAAUCACCUUUGUGGUCUUCUGUUGCCCUCAGUCCAGUAUGUCAAUUUCUAUCUUGUUCUGGGCAGCCCAAAUUCUGGGCAACAUUCCUCAUUCAAUUUUGUCAUUGAUGACACAGCCAGCUGAUGACCAUGUGCUGUGGGAGUUCGGCUAAAUGUCUCAAUUCUGUCAAAAUACUAGAUCAGUUUUCAUAUAAAUUGGUCCUAAGAAGGGUAGGUAGCGGGAAUAAAUCAAUGCCAAAACCAGUGUCCCACGGCAAAACUCUAGUUAGGCUUUUCACCUUUUGUUUUUUCCUCUCGGAAUGGAGAGUUGGAGUUUAUAUACUUCUGCCACCAGAAAGAACCAGCGUAUUCUGCAGUCGUACUUCAGAAGCUUGAAAUCUUGGUGCUGUAAGAAUGGAUGAAAAAAUACAGAGAAGCUUCUUACAACAUCUAUGAAAGUCUUACUGAUUAAUUGUGUAAGUUUACAAUAAAUAUUCUGGAAAUUUUAUUCUAACAACUUCGAUUUUAUCUGAAGUAUUGUAAUGUGCAGCCAUAACGCUGUCUGGUCAUAAGUUUACAGGAGCUUGCACCGAGUUCCUUCCCUGCCAUAUACUUACAAAUCCUGGAAUGCCUAAAAGCUGAUUACAAGCUAAAUUCUAAGACUACCAGUAAAGUAACUGUUAGAUAUUUUCCUCUUUUUUGAACUUUGUCUUGCUUGUUAAGAAGUUAUCGUUGCAGGAUUAAGUACAAUGCUACAGUCACGCUUGAGCCACUAUCAUAUAGUGAUUGUUUGAUGCUUUCCCUGUAUCUAAAAAUAAUGAAGUUUUGGGUUUGGAAUUUUCUUAUGCUUUUCUACCAAAUUACCAGUGAAGAAACGAACUUCUGUGAGUAUCCUGGCAGUGACUCAUCUUGCAUCCUGCAUUGCUUAAGCUGUCAGCGCACAUUGUAGCUUGCACUUGAGAAGCUGGCGUAGCUCCUCGUACCACAAAUGUUGCUUUUUUGAUGCCGUUUGCUUCCUUUCUAGUGAAUGCAUUUCUAUUAAAGAUGAAAAUCAAUCCCUCUUCUGUGUGUGCAUUUUUAAGGCUGCAGCUGAAGCCUAGGAUUGCUUUGAAUUUGAAAGGAAAACCCUUCAGCUUUGCUUUUUAGUCCAGCUGCCACUGAGAACUACUUACCAAAAAUUGCAUCCAUUAAAAACUACAUUUCAAAGCAGCUCUCUAAAUCUUUACUCCUUAGCCAGUAAACACCUUAACUUCUCAUUUUCUCACAAAGACUAAUCUUAUUAGCAAAUCCAUCUCACUGCUUACUGUGUUAAAUGAGAUUAGGAUUUUAGAUGUAAACACAGGACAAUAAGAUGACUACAGAAAAAUCCAUUUUUGUGAGCAAUUAACACCACUGUGUGGGGUUUUUUUCUACUCUGUUUGUAAGUUACACAGUGUAGCUGAACUCUGGAAGGAUUUAAUAUUUUUUUAAAAUACAAGUUUAUUAAUGAUGGCUUUUUCUGAACAUUUCUCCAGGUGAAAACUGAAAACAGUCCCUGAGAGGUAAAGCAAGUGCACUGUCAAGCGUGCGCUUGACUAUUGCGUGUGCACUUUGCUUACUGGUUAUACUCAUGGUUUAGCUAUAAGUAGCAUUUCUUGACCUUGGCACUCUAAAGUUGUGGAGAGUUUGCUGUUCUGUGUGUGGAAGCUGAGAUGCUGUAGUGUGCAUUAGACCAGUGGACCUCCUAGUCCAGCAUCUCAUUAUUGAUAGAUGAAUAUUGAAGUAUUUAUUUCGUAGGAGCUGUGAAAGCAAAUUAUCUUGGCAAUAUGCAAAGCUUCAUCUCAGCACGUGUGGAUCUGCAAGAGGUUUUUUUAAUACUUGUUUUAAGCUCUUUUUCUGCUCAGAGUGACUAAAAAAACACUACUAGGAGUUGUACAGCCGUUACCUCUUAGCAUCUAAGUGGAAGAGGAGAUGACAACCUCCCCAUUUCAAACUGAAUGCCUAUUCACAGCUGAAAGUGGGGACAUUGAGCCUGGAAUUGAUCUUGCCAGCUGUUCAGGAAAGAGUUUUGCUUGCAUCUCUCUAUUUUUAAAAUACUUAUUUUGCUGUCUUAGCUGGUUCAUCAUCACAAUCACAUACAUAGUUGGUGUUUGCUAAGACCUAUACUAGUGUGCUGAAAUUUUGUUUUUUCAGUCCUUUCCCACUUGGCCUUAAAUGAAAGCUAAUAUGGGAUUCCUUCCUAGUCACUGACCCAAUGUCUGUGGGAGCACAGCAACCUGAUACAUUUUCUGUCUCCUCACAUAUUCCAUCUCUG
Molecule: messenger RNA, 7310 nt
Organism: Cuculus canorus (common cuckoo)
Lineage: Eukaryota; Metazoa; Chordata; Aves; Cuculiformes; Cuculidae
Gene: ZBTB24
Product: zinc finger and BTB domain containing 24
Exons: 7
Coding region: 1022-3226 (734 amino acids)
Biological process (GO): regulation of transcription by RNA polymerase II
Cellular component (GO): nucleus
Molecular function (GO): RNA polymerase II cis-regulatory region sequence-specific DNA binding; protein binding; DNA-binding transcription factor activity, RNA polymerase II-specific
Source: RefSeq, a predicted model, not a curated record